Clonostachys byssicola is the source of this 1065-nucleotide messenger RNA. NCBI's taxonomy places the organism in Eukaryota, Fungi, Ascomycota, Sordariomycetes, Hypocreales, Bionectriaceae. The record is from the annotation of a GenBank genome assembly.
AUGACUCUCUCGCUGGCCCUCUCGCCCCAGGUCUCAGCAGUUGUUCCCACGAAGCUGUCAAAAAACGACGUCUCUCCCAACCCGGCCUUCACCCCCUCGAAGCACUUGAUCUACAGCCCACCUUCAAAGGUUUGGUCUUUGCGAGACCUAGGCUACCCAGACAGUCAAGGUAUCUCACCGUUUGGAGUUUCCGAACCAUUUCGCCUCUUUUCCGACGAUGCCAUCGAUGAGAUGCGGAGAGAGUUGUUCACCAACCGGAACAUCUGGACAGACCACCGCUUCUCCAGCAAAUAUGCUGAGUGCCAGCUGCGAGGAUAUGCUCGAGAUCAUGCACCAUUCAUCUACAAUGCCUGGAAGUCUCCAGAAACGCUGCGUAUCAUCUCCGACCUGGCCGGUCUCGACGUAGUGCCAGUAUUUGACUACGAUAUUGCCCACAUCAACGUCUCGGGGCCGAGCGUCCCAGACUUGUCACCUCUUCCAGAAGACCAAGUUGGCAAGCCAGCGCAGCAAACGAAAAGUGAGAAGCCGAGAGCCGAGGAUGAGAACGAUGCCAUUGUCAGCUGGCACAACGAUAGCUACGCGUUCGUCUGCGUCACCAUGCUCUCUGACUGCACCGGCAUGGUGGGAGGGGAAACAGCCUUGAGGACGGCCGAUGGCAACGUGAUCAAGGUCCGUGGACCUCAAAGGGGCUACGCCGUUGUGCUUCAAGGACGCUACAUCGACCACCAGGCGCUACGGGCUCUGGGCGGCACUGAGAGAGUCAGCAUGGUCACUGCGUUCCGGGCGCGAUCCUCGGAGGUGCGCGAUGACACCAAUCUAAAGCUCGUCCGGCCCAUUUCCAACAUUGACGAGCUUUACAAUGAGUAUGCGCAGUACCGGUUUGGGAUGCUGGAAGACCGCUUCAGAGCUCGGAGGGAACGAGUCGAUCAGAGCGUUCCUACCAAGGCACCCUUUAAUGUCAAGGAGACGAGGGCGUUUAUUAGGGAACAAAUCAAAUUCCUUGAGCAAAUGGAGGAGCAGAUCAUGGAGGAAGACGAUUGGAAGAAGCUAUACAAUGGGACUUAG